AUGAGCGGGGAUUCACGUCAAAGGUUAUACAACCAAAGUAUUCACAACGCAUAUAAUGCGUUGUUGAGCCAAAAACGAUCAAGUGGUUCAGGUGAUUUUCACCAUCGGUCUUCCGCGGUUGUGAGCAAUAAUAAUAGCGAACAUGAAGUUGGUGAUAUGAGCGAGUUUAGUGAUGGUGACCAACUGAAGGACGAAGCUAUGAUUCAGGAAGAUGACUCUGACGAGAGGCUUGGGGAUGGGGAGGAUGAGGAGUACUCUAGGUUUAAGAAAUCUCUGGUAAAUGGUCACAACGAUGAUGAUUACAGAUGGUUGGAUGACGAUGAAGAUACAGAUUACACGGAUGAAGCAGACCAAAGUUUUAUCCAGGAUGACGAGGGCGACACGUAUAUAUAUGAGGAGAGUCACUAUGAAGGAGAGCGUAUUGGAAGGGAGCGGUGGCUCAAGUGGUUGUUGGGUGGGCUGUUAUGCGGGCUAUUGGUGUGGUAUAUGUACGGUGGGGUCUCACCAGGGGCUAAUCCAGACUUGUAUAAACGGGUCAAUCAGUUGCAAACUCAGUUAAAUCACUUGAGCCAUGACACAGAGGCACAACGAAAAACAUUUAAAUCUGAUUUAGACUCUAAUAUCAAAAUGAUUAUUCAGCAAUUUGAGAAAAAUAUAAAGCGUAUCUUGCCUAGAGAUGUGAGCAAGCUUGAAUCAAAUAUUGCACACCUGGAGGCAGAGAUGCAGCAAAUCAACCAGAUGUUGUUAAUGGAAAACGUGACCCAGUGGCAACGGGACCUGGUAACGAAGCUGAACGAGAAGUUACCCGAUAAGAUUCCCAUAGUGAUGGAGAAUGAUACAAAUAUGCUGCUGAUUCCUGAACUACAUGAGUACCUUUCAAUUUUAAUAAGUCAGAUUGUGCAACAGAGCGUUACAUCUUUACCGCAGUUCAAGUUCAAUAUGAACCAUUAUAUUAAAGAGGUACUGAACAACAAUUUUCAGUUUGUUGAUAAACAGUAUUUUCUGAAUCAUUUGCAGGAAAGUCUGCUUUCGACUAGGGAUGAGAUCAAACAAGAGUUGGAAUCACGACUAUCGCAUCUGACGUCCCCAGAGUUAGUUCCUCAGCAAGUUUCGUCGGUACUGCUUAAGAAGCUAGUGCACAAGAUAUAUAACUCAAAUCUGCAUCAGUGGGAGUCUGAUCUCAAUAUUGCUACGUUUGCUCAAGGAACUAAGCUUCUCAAUCACCUGUGUUCAAAAACCAUCCAUGGGCCUGUAGGCCCCAUGGAUUUACUACAAGAUUGCAAUAGCUGCACUUCAACUUAUUGGAAGUGCAAUUCAGAGGGCUGCAGUUGGGCUAUUAGGCUAGAAGAGCCUAUGUACUUGACUAAAAUUGGGUACCUCCAUGGAAAGUUUAGCCAUAAUCUACAGAUAAUGACUGCAGCACCCAAAAAAAUCAGCGUAUUUGUAAAGUUAUAUGAAGGCGCGCGUGGAAUACCCUCCAACGUACAACGGUGGUCGAAGAAUAACCAUUUCGUCUCCUUAGGCCAUUGGGAAUAUGACAUAUUCGAUAACAAGAUUCGCCAAGACUUUGAACUGCCAUUAUGGUUUAUUCAGGGAAAAUUUCUGAUUCGAUCAAUCGGAUUUGAGAUCAAUUCUAACCAUGGUAAUCCUGAAUAUACGGCUCUCAGAAAAUUUGUAGUAAAUGCCGUCACACCAAAAGAUCUCAAACUAAUGGAUCAAUUCCCUGCUGAUUGGAAAAUCCAAGUCCCUGACUACUCUGUCAUGAUAGAUGACCAAGAACGCAUUAGAGCUUCUCGCAUAGCACAACUACACAACUCAAACGAAGUACCGUCAUUCGGCGAUGACGAAGUUGAUACCUAA
Molecule: messenger RNA, 1860 nt
Organism: Eremothecium cymbalariae DBVPG#7215
Lineage: Eukaryota; Fungi; Ascomycota; Saccharomycetes; Saccharomycetales; Saccharomycetaceae
Gene: MPS3
Product: Mps3p
Exons: 1
Coding region: 1-1860 (619 amino acids)
Biological process (GO): nuclear envelope organization
Cellular component (GO): nuclear envelope; meiotic nuclear membrane microtubule tethering complex
Molecular function (GO): protein-membrane adaptor activity
Source: RefSeq, a predicted model, not a curated record